Messenger RNA from Colletotrichum karsti, 921 nucleotides. RefSeq lists its product as uncharacterized. Lineage: Eukaryota; Fungi; Ascomycota; Sordariomycetes; Glomerellales; Glomerellaceae. The transcript is spliced from 2 exons. The coding region runs from base 1 to 921 and encodes 306 amino acids. The record is from RefSeq and is a predicted model, not a curated record.
AUGCCAGGCAGGAAGAACCGCAGAAGGGCAACGGCAGCCUUGGUUGCCGUCAAGAUGGAGACCAGCACGGAGGACGAUCUCCCCGUUGCUUCGGUUGCUGAAAACGACUAUGCAGAGACCAUCAACAUCAGAGAAGUCGUUUCAAUACCGCCUUCUUCAGCCUCCCCCGGCCUCCCUUCGCUGCCUCCCGUGAGGAUUCCAUAUCCGGCUCAGCACGACUUGCUCCUAAAGGUCCAAGACAUCCUCGAGAGGGCUUGUUUCGAUUAUGCGCGAAGAGAGCUCCCCGACCUCCUCAAGUCCAGAGGUUGGACAUCGUAUCAGUGUGCAGAGUUCACUCGGUGGACACGGAUACUCCCUCACCACCUCGGCAACAAGCAGGUCCCCGCCCCAUACGAGAACAUAUUCUCUUUCUUUGCGUCGGUGCGUGAAAUGAGAAACACGGUAGUCCACCGCCACCACCGAUAUGCUACGAAGACCAUGAGGUACCUCGAGGACUCCAAGACUCUUGCACUCAUGUUAGGCGAUCGACAGUGUUGGGAGACCCUCGACCGGCUGGCGCUGGAGACGCAGGAUUUAGUGACGAAGCUGACUGAAAAUGUCGCAUCCCUCGAAAGGAAACAUCAUGAUUUCGUGCAGGAGAUCAACGAGCAGCGGGAACAGCUUCAUCGACUCGAAUGUGCUUCGUGGGAGAAGGCCAAAGAGGAGAACUUGGACUACCAGAGGCGUCUUGGCGAAUCUUACUCCGAGACUAUCAACAACAUGGAUUGUGCCUCGAAAAGGUGUCCCCUUCAUCAUGAACAGAGUCAGGAGGUCAUUCCACACCAGAAGAAGGCGUCCUUCAACAUUCUCCGCUUGAUCUGGAAUUUCCUCACUCGCCAGGUCGACGACGAGGUGGCUCAACCAGAAAGUUCUGAAAGUUGA